Molecule: messenger RNA, 4806 nt
Organism: Musa acuminata subsp. malaccensis (wild Malaysian banana)
Lineage: Eukaryota; Viridiplantae; Streptophyta; Magnoliopsida; Zingiberales; Musaceae
Source: RefSeq, a predicted model, not a curated record
GAGGCCUCUUCUCCUCCCCCUCUGCUUCCGACCCCCGCGUCUCCUCGACGAGUUCAAUACCUCGAUCCCCCGCGUCCCUUUCGCCGCUGCAUUGGCGGCCUUCACCGCCGCCACCACCUCCUCUGUCUCUUUGUUAUUCUUUCGGCACGCCGUGUCGGGACCUCAAACGACGGUUUGUUGUACACCGACGUCGCCCGAUCCACCGGACAUGGUUUCGAUGUCGCUUUAUUCGGUUUACCCAAGAACUUGUUUCUUCUCUUCUUUCCUCUCCUUUCGUUACCCAAGAAAUUAGCCCUCCCAAGAACAAGAACUCCCCUCCGUUAUGUCGUAUCUCUUCUUUCGUUUUGGAAUUGGGGCUAAUUUAUGUUUUCUUGACAUCUUGCCGCAGCUGGCUUCAAAGAAUUGGGAACAACAUGGUCUGAUGACCUUCCUGCCCUAGUGCAUGGCAUUAGGAAGAUCUGGUUGGUUCUAUAUCUUUCAGAUGACUGUUGAUGGUGAAGUGGUAAUCGAUCCCAGCAUUGUUCUCAGUGCCUUAGCUUGUGGCAGUUCACUAAAGUCAACUACUGCUGGAUGGAGAUUGGAGAUGCUUUAUUUGCUGAAUCGGGGAUGCCUCGUUUCCUCUAUGCUUCAUGUGGAGGUAUAAACAAUUUGGCCAUUUGAAGGCUCGACUUGCUCGACUCACCAGCAGCUCGAGUGGGCCGAGGAUUUUAAAGCUCUGCACUGAUACUCCAUGUGCAUAUCACAGACUGCGUCCUGCUCCGUGUAAGUUGUACUAGUAGUAAUGCUACCCACAUGGCCCAGAGAAAUGCAUAUUACAGUUUGAAGCUCGUCAGCGAUGUCAUGCGGAUUCCUACCAAUGAUCUUUAAUACCGCUAUGGGCCCGUACUACUAAUACUUCCAAAUGUGGCGGUCCUCCUCUCGUGCUCGGACGGCGGACAAUGCGAUGGCCCCCCCCAGGCGCAGAAAGGAAGACAGUAAAACCCGUGUCCUGACCGCCUGUGCUCCACCCACAUGGAGGAGGAUGACCCGCAUGUGCUAUCUAUCGAGAGAAGUUUCUUGUAAUUCUCUUGCAGUGGUGGAUCGCCCUGAAAACUUUCAAGGGGUGACAUGGUCGCUCAUCCAAACCUGGCCCCACGCAGCAUCACACCGUAAAUGAUUGCGGUGGUGGGAGCUCCGUUACGGCUUCGAUCGAUCGAUCAAGCAAGGUCCUUUCGGCAGCCCCGAACCUUUACACACACAAAUUAUGAUGGUAUCCUGCUGCUGACACACACAACGUAAGUCGUGGAUUGCACACAAAGAGAGCACACGCCACAGUCGGGGGAUGCAAGGCUCUUGCCAUUGCUAUCAUUUUUAUUUAUACAUGCAAGGAAGAGCCACUGCAUUAUUGGAUGGAAAGGCAAAGGCAAAAGGCAGAGGGGAUCUGGAGAGGGGCACGCAAUGCGUACCAUCCACCCUACGCCUGCCACUCUCCGGAAAGAUUCUCAGGGGAUGAAGCAGUAAACGACGCUACGGACGGAGGAGACACGUAUAAUAAAGGAGUGCUGAAUGACACUCCCAGGCUUUUCCUCCUCCCCGCCUCGAACCGGCCACCGCUUCACGGGUUGAAGCUUGCCGGGAGAGAGAGAGAGAGAGUGGACGGUGGUCUACUCCAACCCAUAUACUGUAGUUUUUGGUCGCCAUGGUCAAGUCCUUCCAUGUUCUGGGCGGCGACCAACCGUUGGGCGUCCCUGUUGAUUGCUAAUCUUAGGAUUUGUUUAUUCCGUCUCGGGUCGCACUCCCCAAGGACGAUAGGACGCUCCACAUCUCACCAGCUAAAACUGUUUCCGCAUGACGCACACGCAACACGCAACACGCGACCCCCGGACUUUGAUUCGCCGCACACGAUCGGCAUCGCAUGAUCUUUUGUAUCAUUAAAUUAGCCUUGACCGCCCACCUCCCUCACCCACUCGCCUUCAGCCCAAAGUUUACCGUUGCAAGUGGGACGCUUGUCGUCCCGUGCAGCCACUUGUCCCCAUCACCCCCCGCCCGGCCUUGGAUUCCACCGCACCCCUUCUUUUCCUUCCCCACACCACACACCCGCCCCCCGUUCCCCACCACCGCGCUCCUUUCGCCCUCCCUUUUCUCCACCAACACACUGCCACAAAAGACUCCCCUUCCACUCCACCAACCUUUCAUCCCAAGGUUUCCUUAACAUAACCCUCGUUCCAAGCCUCUCGAGCUCUCCGGCUCCUUUUUCUUUCCUAGCUCUCGAAUGAAGCUAUGAUACACCAAUUCACCAACAAUGCCACGACAACAGCAGCAACAGCGGCAGCGAGUGCUUUCGUUCUGGAGUUGCCGACUGGUUCCUCUUCUUGCGGCGGUGCUUCUCGUGUCUGUGUUGCAGGUGGGUGGCGGCGAGGCGGUGGUCUUCAACUUCCGGACGCUCACACUGGGGAACCUCAAGCUGUUGGGGGACGCGCACCUUAAGAACGGUAGCUUCCGCCUCUCCCGCGACCUCCCCGUCCCCAACUCCGGCGCCGGCCGCGCCCUCUACGCCGAGCCCGUCCGCCUCCGCCACCCUGCCACCCGUGUCCCCCUCCCCUUCUCCACCUUCUUCUCCUUCUCCAUCGUCAACCUCAAUCCCUCCUCCAUCGGCGGCGGCCUCGCCUUCCUCCUCGCCCCCGACGACACCUCCGUCGGCGACGCCGGCGGCUUCCUCGGCCUCGUCAACGCUACCGCCAGCGCCGCCCCCGGCCGCGCCUCCGUCGUCGCGGUCGAGUUCGACACGCGCAUGGACGUCGAGUUCGAGGACAUCAACGACAACCACGUAGGGGUGAACCUCGGCAGCUUGGUCUCCGCGCAAGUCGCCGACCUGGACUCCGUCGGGAUUGACCUGAAGAGCGGCGACCUCAUCAACGCCUGGAUCGAGUACGGCGGCGGCGCCGCAGGGUGGAUGCUUCAGGUCUUCGUUUCCUACUCCACCGUUCGCCCCGCCGAUCCCGUCCUCUCUUUCCCGGUCGAUCUCGGCCGGUACGUCGACGAUUUCGCGUUUGUUGGCUUCUCCGGAUCCACCCAGGGAAGCACCGAGAUCCACAGCGUCGAAUGGUGGAGCUUCUCCUCACCUUCUCUCGGCGCCUCCCCACCGUCCACGACGACGACAGCGCCUCCGCCUCCUGCAACCCUAGUCUUCCCAUUCUUUGGCCCAUCGCCGCCUUCCUUACCCCCUUCCGCCCCUGUCCCUGUAGCCGCCGAAAGCCCCAGCGAAGGAACUGUGCGGCCCUCCUCGACCUCGUCCUGCCAGAACAACGGGCUUUGUCGCCAGGGCCCAGCCGCGGUCGCUGGGGUGGCGACGGCCAGCGCCUUCGUCGUCGCGGCAGUUGCCGGCUUGGGCUUCUGGGUCUUCACCCGGAGGACAAAGUCACCCAAAAAAUGGGAACACUUGGCGGCGACGUCGGAGAUCGUCAACUCCCCGAGAGAGUUCAGCUACAGAGAGCUCGUCGUUGCCACUCGAGGCUUCGACUCAUCUCGUAUCAUUGGCCACGGCGCCUUCGGCACCGUCUACAAAGGGAUCAUCCCGGAGACGGGCGCGAUGGUGGCCGUCAAGAGGUGCAUCCAGAACGGGAGCGACAGCGGCGGGCAGCAGGCGAGGGCGGAGUUCCUCUCUGAGCUCUCCAUCAUUGCCGGUCUACGGCACAGGAAUUUAGUUCGCCUACAAGGUUGGUGCCACGAGAAGGGGGAGAUCCUCUUGGUCUACGACUACAUGAUCCACGGAAGUCUCGACAAGGCUCUGUUCGAUCCAAAGGCGCCGCCUUUGGGGUGGCGGCACCGCAAGAAGAUACUCAUCGGGGUGGCUUCCGCCCUCGCCUACCUCCACCGCGAGUGCGAGAACCAGGUGAUCCACCGCGACGUCAAGUCGAGCAAUGUGAUGCUCGACGAGGACUACCACGCCAGGCUCGGAGACUUCGGACUAGCGCGCCAGGUCGAGCACGACAAGUCGCCGGACGCCACCGUCACCGCCGGCACGAUGGGUUACCUCGCGCCCGAAUACCUGCUCACGGGUCGUGCCACCGAGAAGACCGACGUCUUCAGCUUCGGCGCGGUCGUGCUCGAAGUGGCUUGCGGCCGCCGCCCGAUCGACGGCGACGGCGACAACAACCGCAUCGCAGGCGGCGCCGGCAGCAGCACCAGGAGGUGCAGUAAUCUGGUCGAAUGGGUGUGGGGGCUGCAUGGGGAAGGAAGGAUACUGGACACUGUGGACCGGCGAUUGGACGGGGAAUUCGAGGAGGGAGAGAUGCGGCGAGCGCUGCUCGUCGGGCUGGCAUGCUCCAGCCCGGACCCGAUGACGAGGCCGGGGAUGCGGAACGUGGUCCAAAUGCUGAGCGGCGAAGCCGACCCGCCAUUCGUGCCGGUGGCAAAGCCAUCAAUGAGCUUCAGCACCAAUCAACAUUUACUGCUCAGUCUACAAGACAGCGUUUCCGACUACAACGCCAUGGGACUCAACCUCUCCAUGUCAUCAUCCUCUUCAUCUUCUCUAACGAGCACACUACGAGCCUGCGGCGGCGGCGGCGGCGGCGGCGGCGGAGAAGGGACAUAGGCACACCGUGCGGUGGUAAUCUCUACAAAAUUCACCAAAUACAGUACAUAUACAUGUAAUAACUCGAUUAGUUUGUGAUAAUUGUUUCCUGCUACGCAUCGAUUCUGUUACAUUCCGUAGAAUUCAUGCAUUCACUCAACUUAGCUGAUGUUUUGACCGGAUAGGAUUAGGCACAUCGAUCUUUAAACUUGUGGUGUAGGGUUGAAGACAGUGACUCUUCGACCAUUGUAUUA